AGAGCAGUCCAGGCAAUGAUGGCGGCGGCUGUGGCGACCGCUGCGGCGUCCUCCCCGGCUCCCGCUGCCGGCGCGGAAGGCGCCUCUUCGGUGCACUGGUUCCGCAAGGGGCUGCGGCUCCACGACAACCCGGCGCUGCUGGCGGCGGUUCGCGGGGCGCACUGCGUGCGCUGUGUUUACAUCCUCGACCCUUGGUUCGCGGCCUCCUCUUCAGUCGGGAUCAACCGGUGGAGGUUCCUACUUCAGUCUCUGGAAGAUUUGGACACCAGUUUAAGGAAACUGAACUCCCGCCUUUUUGUAGUCCGGGGCCAGCCGGCUGACGUGUUCCCAAGGCUAUUCAAGGAAUGGGGGGUGACCCGCUUGACCUUUGAAUAUGACUCUGAACCCUUUGGGAAAGAACGGGACGCAGCCAUCAUGAAGAUGGCCAAGGAGGCGGGCGUGGAGGUGGUGACUGAGAACUCGCAUACUCUCUAUGACCUGGACAAGUAAGAGAGGGGUCCCAGGGUCAGGCUGCCAGUGAUGGGAGCUGAUGAUUUGGGUUUCUGUUGGGCAGAACUCAGGAAGGUUCGGCAGUAGGGCCCCCUGGCACAUGGGAUUUUCUAGCAGCUAGAUGAGAAUAGGGCAGAGUUGGGGCCUGCAGAACAGUUCAGAGAGCUUACGUGAUUUGGGUGCAGAGAUGCUUAUUAGGCCCAAGGGAUGGACGCGUGAGGCUCCCCACUCCGGAUCUUCAUAGAUCUGCUUCUAAUACGCUCCAGUCUCAUCCACUCCACUUACGUGUCCGUCCUGCUGCCCUCUGACCUCAAUGGGCUCUGUCUGUCGCCCCUCCCAUCAGCUCUCUGUUCUCCUAGGCCCAGUUUCUGUUCCUGAGAUGCCUUCCCUGGGCUCCGGGCUAUCUGGGUUUCCAGGCCAUGCACUUAGAUGCUGCUCAGGAGGCUGUGGAUCCCUGUCGGGAGCUGCUAACUACACAGAAUAGCCUCCUCCCCCUGGGAGAGGCCUCUGUGCUUUCAGAGAGGCCAGGAGGAAACCCCCUCCUCCCCUUCCCCCUCAGAGCUGUCACCCUCCUGCUGCUGCGGCUGCGGCUGCCUCUGCCGCAGCCAAGCCACCACUGCUCCCUCUCCCACCCCCCGAACCCAGUGUUGGCUGCCAAGAGGCCAGGUCACACAGCUCUGCACGUGAGCUGGGCUCUGGGGAGGCACUGGGUGUGGAGCUCCACCUCCUGCCACGUGCAGAAGCGGGGAGGUACCGCAGGGCAGCAGCCAGCCUUACUUACAUCACUGCUAAAUGAGAGGAGGAGAGAGGAACUGAGAAAUGAACUCUCCUGGCAAGCCAGGUCUUGCAUAAGCUGCUUCUUGGCCAACAAGAGCCCUGGGAGUCUGGCUCUAGCCCACCCCAAUUCAUCCUUGUAAAAACAGCCUCAGUUCUCCUCUUCAGUCUCCUGUAUCUUUUCUUCUCACCUGAGUACAGCUGUUUCCCUUGCUCAUGAAAAAAUACUUGGUAAACUGCAACCGCCCCCCCUUAAGUUUUAGAUCUUGCUGUUAACUCCAGCCCUGGCCUCUGAUGAGGGAGGAUGGUCUGUUCUCCACCUCUCUGUUCUAGUGGAUGGGCCCCCAAGGGAAUGAUUCUCUACCCACGGAACACAUGUGCGGCUCUUACCGAAGAACUUCCUUGAGGCUUAGGUUGUGGUGGAGAGGAGGGUCCAUGGGGAGUCCCAUGGCCUGGGCCCACAGUGGGGACCUUCUGGGAUUAGAGAGAUACGGUCAGUCUCUGUCUUUAGGCAGCUCCACAUCGGCACCAGGGAACCUGGAACUGAGCCCCAGCUUUGGCCCUGACUUGCUCCAUUACCCGAGGAUCAUUGAGCUGAAUGGGCAGAAGCCACCCCUUACCUACAAGCGCUUUCAGGCCCUCAUCAGCCGCAUGGAGCUGCCCAAGAAGCCCGUGGGCUCCGUGACCAGCCAGCAGAUGGAGAGCUGCAGGGCCGAGAUCCAGGAGAACCACGAUGAAACCUACGGCGUGCCCUCCCUGGAGGAGCUGGGGUUCCCCACUGAAGGACUCGGCCCGGCUGUUUGGCAAGGAGGAGAGACAGAAGCUCUGGCCCGCCUGGAUAAGCACCUGGAACGGAAGGCCUGGGUUGCCAACUAUGAGAGGCCCCGGAUGAAUGCCAACUCCCUGCUGGCCAGCCCCACUGGCCUCAGCCCCUACCUGCGCUUCGGCUGCCUCUCCUGCCGCCUCUUCUACUACCGCCUGUGGGACCUGUACAAAAAGGUGAAGCGGAACAGCACCCCCCCGCUCUCCCUGUUUGGGCAACUCCUGUGGCGAGAGUUCUUCUACACGGCAGCCACCAACAACCCCAGGUUUGACCGCAUGGAGGGGAACCCCAUCUGCAUCCAGAUCCCCUGGGAUCGCAACCCCGAGGCGCUGGCCAAGUGGGCCGAGGGCAAGACAGGCUUCCCUUGGAUUGACGCCAUCAUGACCCAGCUGAGGCAGGAGGGCUGGAUCCACCACCUGGCCCGGCACGCCGUGGCCUGCUUCCUCACGCGCGGGGACCUCUGGGUCAGCUGGGAGAGCGGGGUCCGGGUGUUUGAUGAGCUGCUCCUGGAUGCGGAUUUCAGCGUGAAUGCGGGCAGCUGGAUGUGGCUGUCCUGCAGUGCUUUCUUCCAACAGUUCUUCCACUGCUACUGCCCAGUGGGCUUUGGCCGCCGCACAGACCCCAGUGGAGACUACAUUCGGCGAUACCUGCCCAAAUUGAAAGGGUUCCCCUCUCGAUACAUCUAUGAACCCUGGAAUGCUCCAGAGUCAGUGCAGAAGGCAGCCAAGUGCAUCAUUGGUGUGGACUACCCACGGCCCAUCGUCAACCACGCUGAGACCAGCCGGCUCAACAUUGAGCGGAUGAAGCAGAUUUACCAACAGCUCUCCCGCUACCGGGGACUCUGUCUGCUGGCGUCGGUCCCUUCCUGUGUGGAAGACCUCAGCAACCCAGUGGCAGAGCCCAGCUCAAGCCAGGCUGGGAGCGUGAGCGCUGCAGGCCCAAGACCACUGCCCAGUGGCCCAGCAUCCCCCAAACGCAAGCUGGAAGCGGCCGAGGAGCCACCUGGAGAAGAACUCAGCAAGCGGGCCAGGGUGGCAGAGCUGCCCCCUACAGAGCUGCCUGGCAGGGAUGUCUGAGACUGCAGUGCCGUGGCUCCGUGAGCAAAGCCUGGGUGCCCGAGCAGCCACCGUGGCAGCAGCGUGCAACCUGCAGAACAGCCGAUCACCUGCAGAGAUGGAGCGAACAUGUGUGCGUGUGUGUGCGCGUGUGCAGAGGAAGGAGUGGCCUGCCUGUUUGCGUGUGCAUGCAUCUGUUUUCACUCUUGUGAUUCUGAACUGCUGACUGGGCUGGAGGAGAACCUGUAGCAGCUUCACCUCAGCCUCCGGACACCAGGCUAGAGGUCACGGCAGUGACCUUCACCCCAGACCUGUCCCUGUGAGCCAGCUGCCUUGUCUGAAUAGAGGAGUGAUAGGAUCCUAGCUGGGAUUCUGGCAUCUGCCCCCAACCCCAGCCCUUCCUCCCUCCGUCCUCGCGUCAGACUCGGGAGCAAGGGGGAGCAUUGCUGGCUCUUGCCCAGAGCGAGGGAUUCAAGAGGCAGCUAGAGUCUUGCUGAGUUCCUGCCUUAUGACCCCAGGGGCUAGGCAGCCUGGAGAGGACACGUGCUGUCCAGACAUAGUCACCUGGCCUGGCUUCAUUUGAAAAUCCCCUGCCCCUGGAUUCUCCAGACUCUUCGUUGGGCAUCUGGGACUGAGCACGAGGCGGGAGACAGAUGAGAAAACUUUGCGCCGUCGUAGGGAAGUGCAGCCAGGCAGCUGACUGGAGCCUUUAUGAGCAGUCCUCCGGGGAACAGCUGAGAAGGUCUCCCUUUGGGGCUGAAAACCUGCGGUUAGGAGCAAAAUCCCAGCCCUCGCUGUUUUUUCCCGGAAGCUGAGAGCCAGCCUCAGAGCGGACGGGGGGGAGGCUCAGUGCCUCCACCAGGAGGAGGCCGGGUUCCUGGUGGUAGAAAGCCCGCUGGCUCCUCUGGCCAUGCCCAUGGCACCUCAGUGCUGCCACUGAGGUCAGCUGACACCCAGCCAGGGAAGCCAUCCCCGUCUGCACUCUGCAGGCUUCCACGGCCUGCCCGUAGCUGGUGGGCAUCCAGGCUGUCGUGUCAGCUCUCCCAGUGGCUGGACGUCAAGGCCCCAGGCAGCUGGACUGCCAGGGACAGUUAGGAGAGGUCCACACCCAGCACAGCAGUUUCCCGAAGCAGCCGGUGGGAGGUUUGACCCAGAGAAGCCAGGAGCCUUGAACUCCAGGGGUGGCCUGUGCAGAGGACACCACGAGAAGGAGGACUAUGCGGUCAGCUGGAGCAAGUCUUCCUUCUGCCCGUGGCCUGUGCUUGAGCCACAGCGAGUGUGCAUGUGUGUGUGUGGGUGUGUGUGGGCGUGCACACCCAUGCGGGGUGUGUGCGUAGCUGAGAGGCCAAUUCCUCUUUGGAUUUUUGUCCUCGUACACAUGACAUUAAGCUGGCCUCUGGGCCUUCUCCUCUCUACCUCCCCUGCGACCUUUCCUAACCUCAUAGCUGUUCAUUCCCGUGGCCCCAGCCCUUCACCGUCCUCUGUCCUGGGACCAGAACCCCGCGGUCAGGCCCUGUCCCCUACAUCUGUCCAGCACAUUGACAGGCUUCUUCCUGAGAUGUCCCCAGGCUUUCUCAGCCAGAGAGCUGCCUUUAGAGUCCAACCUUUGUAUGUGUGUCACCCUCACUAGAAAUGUCGCAUCAUCGUGUGGGGGAACGGGGCCCAGGUGGUGGUUUGUUUCUGCAGCAUUGGGUUGGGGGCUUCCCUGUUCCCUUAGCCCCAGCCAGGAGGAAAGAGACCCGGGAGCUGUUGCCAGAAGGGGAGUAGGGCGGGUCUGAGAAACGGAGAGCACCGGGGGCUUGGGCCAGAGUCACUGUUUAUUCAGCAGCACCUGCACUUGUCGGGAUGAUUCCUUUUUGUGCCUGUUUGACGAUGGUUCUCUUCCCUAAGGUCCACAUUGGCAGGACCCCCUCCCCCCCACUUCUCCACCAUCCCUGGCACGCUGGCCCAUUCCCAGUGGACCGGAGUGGGCCACUCCCCCAGCCGGGAGGGGCGGGAUAAGGAGAGGGUGCCCCCAGUGGCCCGGAGCUCCGUGACAGUGUCAGGCCUCCCCUCUCCUGGCCAAGGCGUCCCCGGGGGCUGCCGCAGCACAUGCCCCAAAUCCUAACCCAAGGGCUGGCAUGGGCAGGAGGUGGUUGCAGGCCAAAUGCACUUUAUACAGAGAUUUUUCUGUUUCUGGGAAGGUGUGUUUCUCCCACAGUUUGUGAAUAUUCACAUGUUUCAUAAAUGUCUGAUUUGUCUGAGCAAAA
Messenger RNA from Sus scrofa (pig), 5390 nucleotides. The record is from RefSeq and is a predicted model, not a curated record. Lineage: Eukaryota; Metazoa; Chordata; Mammalia; Artiodactyla; Suidae.